AUGGGCUCCAUUUUGUUUCUCUUUUUGUUUCUCUUAUCUUUAAUUUUUUCUUCUCUUUUCCUUUGCCUAUUUGCUUUUUUUUUCUUCUCACUUUUUCAUUUUAAUGUUUUUCUUUAUUUUUCUUCCAUUUUUAUUUCCUUUCUUUUUUGUUUUUAUCCUUACAGAAUUCAUCUUUACUUUUUUUUUUCUCUUUAUUUUCUUGCUCGAUUUCUCAUAAUUUUUAACUUUCCUCUGUUUCUUUCUUCUGUUAGCUCCUCACCCUUCGACAUCUUUUUCAUCUGCUCUUUUCUUUAUUUCUCUCAUCCAAUUUUUUCUUCCCCACCUCAAUUUACACCAAUUCACCACCCCCACCCCGGCACACCUUAUAUUUCUUUAUCUUCUUUUUUCUUUUCUUUUCAUUCAGCAGUUCUCUUUCAUCUUUUUUCUUUCCAUUCUCCCCCACCACAACCAUUUUGCUGCUCUUUAGAACACUCUUAUCUCCUUUACUCCAUCUUCUUCUUCUCACACCAGUCCAUUGCCAAUGUCUUUAAUCUGCCACCACCUCCUCCAUUUUUGUAA
Acanthosepion pharaonis is the source of this 558-nucleotide messenger RNA. Lineage: Eukaryota; Metazoa; Mollusca; Cephalopoda; Sepiida; Sepiidae. The record is from the annotation of a GenBank genome assembly.